Spodoptera litura is the source of this 891-nucleotide messenger RNA. It is a transcript of the gene mbf1, whose product is annotated as multiprotein bridging factor 1. NCBI's taxonomy places the organism in Eukaryota, Metazoa, Arthropoda, Insecta, Lepidoptera, Noctuidae. Gene Ontology annotation, molecular function: DNA binding. The record is from RefSeq and is a predicted model, not a curated record. Gene Ontology annotation, cellular component: nucleus.
UAUUAUAUCAUUUAUCGUUUGCUCGGAAACUAUCGGUGCCCAUCUCUAGUCAUUGAAUUAGCUGCCAUAGAGAGAACACCACGGCAGACACGAAAACGCAGAUAAAUUUUCGUAUACCUAAUCAUUUCUUUGUGAAACCAGUGAUAUCAGCUGCGCAAAAAUGUCUGACUGGGAUACGGUCACGAUUCUUCGUAAGAAACCACCAAAAGCUUCGGCUUUGAAGACUGAACAAGCCGUAAAUGCGGCACGCCGUCAAGGCCUACCAGUUGAAACUCAACAAAAAUAUGGAGCUGGAACUAAUAAACAACACGUUACUACUAAAAAUACGGCUAAACUCGACAGAGAGACUGAAGAAUUGCGUCAUGAAAAAGUACCUCUUGACCUGGGAAAACUUAUAAUGCAAGGAAGACAGUCGAAAGGCAUGAGUCAAAAGGAUUUGGCAACAAAGAUCUGCGAGAAACCUCAAAUUGUCAAUGACUAUGAGGCCGGUCGUGGCAUUCCAAACAACAUUGUUCUUGGUAAGAUAGAAAGGGCAAUUGGAAUAAAACUUCGAGGAAAAGAACGUGGCCAGCCACUACAGCCUCCUGGAGGAAAGAAAUAACGGAUUCCCUGGGAGGCGAAGACUUAACUCCGAUUUGUUUAUUGCAUAAUUUUAAUUCUAUCUCAUUUUUGCUGUUGAAUGUGUUCUUUUAUUGAUUGUAUACUUACUAAACUAACAAAAGUAAAAUGAUGUAAGCAUUUAUUUUUCCUCUGGAAUGUUCCAUCUGUGAUUUACAAUGUGUUACCACCAAGGAAAAAAAUGUUCUAUCAGAUUACUGAAAAUGUUCACAAUGAAUUUGGAGAUAGUGGUGGAUUGGUGAUGUGAUAUGCAAUAAAGUAGCUAUUUAUGAU